AUGCUUCAACGUGAUUGGUACACACUUGCCAAUGGAACGCCAGCAUCUGCCAACCCAUCACAUCGCUCCUGGGUUACCCGUGAACUUCUGCUAACCAUGCCUGCUGUGCGUGGUGGUGGUAGUGGCGAUGAUGAUGAUGGUAGUUGUGAUGGUGGCUGUGUUGGUGGUGGUUGUGAUGAUGAUGAAGAUGGUGAUCAUGAUGAUGACGGUGGUAAUGGUGGCGGUGAUGAUGAUGAUGAUGGCAGUGUCGGUGGUGAUGGUGAUGAUGGUGGUGGUAGCGUUAGUAUUGGUGAUAGUGUUGGUGGUGGUAAUGAUGGUGGUGGCAGUGUUGGUGAUGACGAUAGUGUUGGUGGUUAUUGUGGUGAUGAUGAAGAUGGUGAUGAUGAUGGUGGCAGUGUUGGUGGUGGUGGUGGUAGUGCUAGUGGUGGCGAGUGUUGGUGGUGUGUUGGUGGUUAUUGUGGUGAUGAUGAAGAUGGUGAUGAUGAUGAUGGUGAUAGUGUUGGUGGUGGUGGCGGUAGUGCUGGUGGUGGCGAGUGUUGGUGGUGGUGA
Mesocestoides corti is the source of this 549-nucleotide messenger RNA. Lineage: Eukaryota; Metazoa; Platyhelminthes; Cestoda; Cyclophyllidea; Mesocestoididae. The record is from the annotation of a GenBank genome assembly.